Salmo salar (Atlantic salmon) is the source of this 3717-nucleotide messenger RNA. RefSeq names its product septin-6. Gene Ontology annotation, molecular function: GTP binding. The record is from RefSeq and is a predicted model, not a curated record. NCBI's taxonomy places the organism in Eukaryota, Metazoa, Chordata, Actinopteri, Salmoniformes, Salmonidae.
UCAUUGGUAGUGUUGCUAGCAGAAUAGUAGUGCAGCUUCCUACAUAGGGUCUUCAUAAAAAAAUAACCAUGGCGGCCACUGAAAUAGCUCGGCAAGCGGGAGAAGGUGCUCGUGCCGUCCCUCUAGCCGGCCAUGUCGGCUUUGAUAGCAUGCCCGACCAGCUGGUCAACAAGUCUGUCAACCACGGCUUCUGCUUCAACAUCCUCUGUGUCGGGGAAACGGGCCUGGGCAAGUCCACUCUUAUGGACACCCUGUUCAACACCAAGUUCGAGGGCGAGCCCACCCAGCACAACCAGCCGGGCGUGCAGCUCAAGUCCAACACAUACGAGCUCCAAGAGAGCAACGUGCGCCUCAAGCUGACCGUGGUCAACACUGUGGGCUUCGGAGACCAGAUUAACAAAGAGGACAGCUACAAGUCUAUUGUUGAGUUUAUCGACACCCAGUUCGAGGCCUAUCUGCAGGAGGAGCUGAAAAUCAAGCGCACGCUACAUAGCUACCACGACACACGCAUCCACGCCUGCCUGUACUUCAUCGCGCCCACCGGACACUCCCUCAAGUCCCUGGACCUGGUAACUAUGAAGAAACUGGACAGCAAGGUCAACAUCAUCCCCAUCAUUGCCAAAUCUGACGCUAUCUCCAAGAGCGAGCUGACCAAGUUCAAGAUCAAGAUCACCAGUGAGCUGGUCAGCAACGGCGUUCAGAUCUACCAGUUCCCCACCGACGACGAGACGGUGGCAGAGAUCAACUCCACCAUGAACGGCCAUUUGCCGUUUGCCGUUGUGGGAAGCACGGAGGAAGUAAAGAUCGGCAACAAGAUGGUGAAAGCGCGGCAGUACCCCUGGGGAACGGUGCAGGUGGAGAAUGAGAACCACUGUGACUUUGUGAAGCUGCGGGAGAUGCUGAUCCGGGUAAACAUGGAGGACCUGCGGGAGCAGACACACACGCGCCACUAUGAGCUCUACCGCCGCUGCAAGCUGGAGGAGAUGGGAUUCAAGGACACGGACCCCGACUGCAAACCCUUCAGUCUGCAGGAGACGUACGAGGCCAAGAGGAACGAGUUCAUGGGUGACCUGCAGAAGAAGGAGGAGGAGAUGAGGCAGAUGUUCGUCCAAAGAGUCAAGGAAAAGGAAGCCGAACUGAAGGAGGCCGAGAAAGAGCUGCACGAGAAGUUUGACCGGCUCAAGAAGCUGCACCAGGAUGAGAAGAAGAAGCUGGAGGACAAGAAGAAAUCCCUGGAUGACGAGCUCAACGGCUUCAAGCAGAAAAAGACGGCCGCCGAGCUCCUGCAGUCCCAGGCCCAGCAGGCAGGGGGCUCCACCACACUCAAGAGGGACAAGGAGAGGAAAAAUAAUCCCUGGCUCUGCACUGAGUAGGUGCUUCCACCCUCAAGCUUUGCUAAGGGACCAGGCUUUGUACCCCAAGGCUGAGGAGAGGCAUUGUGAACCCACCCUUCUGGGUUAAAAAAAAACAAACAUUCAUCUGCUUUAUGUAUUAACAAAAGGAUACCCCUAUCUGUAUUUCAUUGCUGCUCUAUGUGCUCACUCUGUGGCUAAAUCUGUCUUUUGCAUAUGGUUAUGCUUUUUUGUCAUGUCGUGUUCUUGCUGUGCUGACUGACUAAUAUCACCAUUUGCUUUUUGCUUCUGUAGGGAUAGAUAUUUUCUGGACUGUUUUUGUUGUGCACUUCUUGGUAGUUUUUACAUCAUUAUUAGGUUUAAGAUUGUCUGUUUGAUUUAUUAACUGACACUGAAUACCUUUUUUUGUAUUUACAGAGGACAUAAUAUCUGCUGCAAGCAGUUCUCAUAAGCAAUUUAUUCAAUGUUUUAAAUCUGUAUUAUGCUCAAAGUGAAUUGGUCAGCUCAAGUACUGUAGUAUUGUAUUAUAUGAGUAGUUUUUUUUAGCUUACCACACAGACAUUGCAUUUGUAACAGAGUUAGUGUCAUUUGAAGUACAGUAGCAACUAUACAUGCGUUAGGAAAACCCAAAUACGUACUGUCUUCCUUCCCAAAAUGUCAGUAAUCCUUCUGAUAGGCACUGUUGCUCUCCCUGGCUGCUUGGGCAUCUCUUGUAACCUUGCAUUUGUCUCCUUUCUCUCUAGCUUCUUUUAAUCUGUCUUGGCCACCUGUCUGAAGAGGGGAUUGCAGCUUCAACAAGAACUAAGCACCCAUUUCCUCUUCCUGUCUUUUCUCACUGCAUCAACCUUUUUUAACUUCCAUCUCAUCUGCUUUGUUGAACAUGGCCGUAUGUGGACUUCACAUGGUAUUUUUUGGAUAGUUUACCUUUUGCCACCUAAUCAAGGUACACUUUGGCAAGUGGGAGUCCUUCACUGAUAAUAUUUUUGCAGAUCUGUCUUGGUGUAUGAGUGAACAAAGCUUUGUUCAGGUGCUCAGGUAGGAUUCUAAACAGUUGUUCAAGAGAAAAACAUUAAACAAAUAGUUUCAUCAUACCAUAUGUGGCAGAGCCAAGGCUCUGGAUGAAUUUAUAUUUUGCAUAAAACUAUCAGAACUUAAUUGACAGUACAUUUUAAGAAAGUCUUUAUGUAAUAAUGUUCAAUCAUAUAUUCAGUCCAUUUUGAGAAGGACUCUGUUUUGAAAUAACCAUUACUAUUCCAAAUAGCCUAUUAAUGUGCUCAUCACUCAAAAGGGGUUAUGAUUUUUUUUAUUUAACUAGGCAAGUCAGUUAAGAACAAAUGUUUAUUUACAAUGACGGCCUACCCCGGCCAUAGCCUAACCCGGACGAUGCUGGGCCAAUUGUGCGCCGCCCUAUGUGACUCCCAGUCACGGCCAAUUGUGAUACAGCCUGGAAUUGAACCAGGGUCUGUAGUGACACCUCUAGCACUGAGAUGCAGGGCCUUAGACUGAUGCACCACUCGGGAGCCCCUAUGAAUACAAAUAGCACAACCCAGAUCUCAAUAAAGCACUGAUAAACCCGACAUAUUCAAUUGGUGAUUGAUAGUGUGACGUCUUGCGUGUGAGUAGUAGAAACUUUUGUCAAUACGGAUUUAAAAACCAUAGGACAAUUGCGAUCCAAAUAAAUACAGUAUUCUUUGUUCACUGCAUCGGUUGUUUCAUUGGAACUUAGAAGAGCCAAAGACAUGUUCAUGUCAAGCACUUAUUUAGUGAAAACACCUUUUCCAUGCUGAAAUACCAUGUAGGUCACAUUUAAUGCCCUUUACGCAUUGUGCUUUAACUACCAUCAGUCUAUUCCGUAUUUUGCAUGUCUUAUGCUCUUUUUUUAUUUCAUCACCUCUGUGAUCUUGACCUUAUGCUCCCCAUUGUACUUUCUCCCCUAACAGUUCCGUUUUGCACUCUUUCACAUUUGAUGCUCUAUUGUUUGGACCAGUUUUAUCUUGUUUAUUACUAGUUGUUAUGUGCAGUUAUACCCCUCUCCACAAUUUCCGGCACCCAUAUUGCCAAAUAUUACAAUGAGAUGGAGUUGAAUUCUAGAUACAGAUAGAUACUCAUGCAUUUGUAUAAUUUAUAAGGAUAUAUUUUGUGUAUGGAAGUGGAGACCUGUUUAUGAAAUAUGACCUUUGGACGUGACUCUUCUCUCUGUGUAAAGUUACAUUUUGGUUAUAAGAAAUUGUCAUACAUUUUACUAGCAUCUGCCAUAAUCACCCCUCCUAGUCAAUUACCUGUCCACACCACAAAUUAAUGAUAAAAUAUGUGAUUGUAGUUUGAUUCCAUUUAUGUAAAUUUUCAAUAAAAUUAUGAUGAUAAA